This is a messenger RNA of Arvicola amphibius (Eurasian water vole), 1066 nucleotides long. It is a transcript of the gene Ypel3, whose product is annotated as yippee like 3. The coding region runs from base 231 to 677 and encodes 148 amino acids. The transcript has 6 exons. Lineage: Eukaryota; Metazoa; Chordata; Mammalia; Rodentia; Cricetidae. The record is from RefSeq and is a predicted model, not a curated record.
CUCCCGCCGCAGCCGCGGCAGCAGCUGGUCUCGGUGUAAACAAGUCGAGGCGGCUGUGUUCCGGGCCGGGGGGGACGGCGCCCAUCAGGAGCGCCCCCCACUCCCAGGCCAGGCUACCCCGCGGACCGGGUCCUCCACGCGCCCAGGCGAGAUGCCAGCUCAGCAGGGGUGAGGCCAGAAGCAGGUGGGUGACUCACCUGGAACUCCUCCUAGCCUCAGUUUACCCACUGAUGCAACCUGAGGCCUCCUCAGCACUGGGCUCCCUCUGCUCCCCGUGGGCCGCUCCCCGCGUGGGGCCACUGCCCUUGGCCCCCGCCAUGGUGCGGAUUUCGAAGCCCAAGACGUUUCAGGCCUACUUGGAUGAUUGUCACCGGAGGUAUAGCUGUGCCCACUGCCGAGCUCACCUGGCCAACCACGACGACCUCAUCUCCAAGUCCUUCCAGGGCAGUCAGGGGCGUGCCUACCUCUUCAAUUCUGUGGUGAAUGUGGGCUGUGGGCCAGCAGAGGAGCGGGUGCUGCUGACAGGUCUUCAUGCUGUCGCUGACAUCCACUGUGAGAACUGCAAGACCACCUUGGGCUGGAAAUAUGAGCAAGCCUUUGAGAGCAGCCAGAAAUACAAAGAGGGGAAGUACAUCAUUGAACUCAACCACAUGAUCAAAGACAACGGCUGGGACUGACCUAGCUCCUGACGCAUGUGGCUUCACCCUGGCCUGGCCGCCAGGGGGAGCCACUGGUUUCGCUCCUCCUCAAAAGAGCUCAGUAACCUUGGCGCCCCCACAGGGGAAGGAUCCAGCUCCUGUACAUAUAUUUUAUUGCAUGCACUGUGAACUUGGGGGGAGACCAGGAGGGGAAUUGCACCCCCAGCACCUCCCUGCGAUCUGGCUGGCUUGGAUCUCAUUUUUUAACCCCUCUUGUCCUGCCUGUUCCAUAGAUAUGGCCUGUGUGCUGCUCUCAUGGCCCUGGUGCACUAUCUUUCUGUGAACUUCUCCCACUGGAUCCCUCUUAUCCGCAGCGUGUCUGUUCUCAUUCUGUAGCGUUUGUAAAUAAUAAAACAAUGGAAUGGAGA